AUGGUGAUGAAUAACCGUCUCUAUGAAUGGAGUGCACUCACUCUCUUACUUGUCCUUCACUUUGCAGUGUUUGGUCCAAAUAUUAUUACAAAAACUUUGUGUUCUCUUUUAUUCAUGUAUAUUGGAUAUAAUCAAUGGAGACAAAAGAGGGAUGGUGGAAUGAUUCCAAUAUUUGUAUUUAUUGCAUUGAUAUUGGCCAUGAUUGGUGACGUCUUGUUGGCCAUACCGAAUGGAUUUAUGCCUGGAGGAUUUUCAUUCUUGUUGUGUCAUGUUUUUUACACCUUGUCUUUUGUUGUGUCAUUUUGGAAGAAUUUUGUGCGAACAAGAGAACGUGUUGUGAGUGUCAUGAUUCCAGUGUUGUGUGCACUUGCUUUAUAUUUCUAUGGAUAUUAUUGUGUCGUUUUGAAUAUUCAAGAUCGAAGUGCUGAUAUUCUUGUCAUUCCCUAUUUGUAUGUGAUUUCAACCAUGACAGCCUUAUCCAGUGGAGGUCAAUCCAUGAUGACACCAAGUUCUCUUCUGUCAUUUAUCAAAAAUUUAUUGUACAAGACAUUUAUGAGAGGAGAACCAUUCUCUGAAAUGGAGAGAACAUAUUUACGAGUCAUGGGAGCUGUUUUAUUCGGAAUUAGUGACAUCUUUGUGGCUCGUCAGCAAUUUUUAGACAAAUCACCCAACAAUGCAUUGAUUGGUUUGCCCAUUUAUUAUGUGGCUCAAAAUUUUAUUGCCUAUUCGAUUUGA
Naegleria fowleri is the source of this 735-nucleotide messenger RNA. RefSeq lists its product as uncharacterized. The record is from RefSeq and is a predicted model, not a curated record. The transcript has a single exon. The coding region runs from base 1 to 735 and encodes 244 amino acids. NCBI's taxonomy places the organism in Eukaryota, Heterolobosea, Eutetramitea, Acrasida, Naegleriidae. Gene Ontology annotation, cellular component: membrane.